Molecule: messenger RNA, 1413 nt
Organism: Sarcophilus harrisii (Tasmanian devil)
Lineage: Eukaryota; Metazoa; Chordata; Mammalia; Dasyuromorphia; Dasyuridae
Gene: STEAP4
Product: STEAP4 metalloreductase
Exons: 4
Coding region: 1-1413 (470 amino acids)
Biological process (GO): copper ion import
Cellular component (GO): endosome; plasma membrane
Molecular function (GO): ferric-chelate reductase (NADPH) activity; cupric reductase (NADH) activity
Source: RefSeq, a predicted model, not a curated record
AUGGAGAAAGAUCAGGCUUCUUUUGCCAUGAAUGUGAGCUCUUAUGUCAAGAAAGAGUCAGUGUGUGUGUUUGGAACAGGAAACUUUGGAAGAUCACUAGGCCAUAGGAUGUUCCAAUGUGGCUACUCUGUGGUCUUUGGAAGCCGAAAUCCUGAGCAAUCCAGUCUGUGCCACAAAGAAAUUGAAGUCUUAAGCCAUGCAGAAGCUGCCCAGAGAUCUGAUAUUAUAAUUAUAGCAAUCCACAGGGAUCAUUAUAAGUUUCUUGGAAAGUUAGCUGAGGAACUCCAAGGAAAAAUAUUGGUGGACGUCAGCAACAACCUUAAAAUUAAUCAGUAUCCUGAAUCCAAUGCAGAAUAUCUUGCUGAAUUGGUGCCAGGAGCCAAAGUCGUGAAAGCAUUUAAUACAAUCUCAGCCUGGGCUCUCCAAUCGGGAACCCUGGAUACAAGCAGGCAGGUAUUUCUAUGUGGAGAUGACAAGGAAUCUAAACAGAGAGUGAUGAACAUCAGCCGUACCCUUGGUCUUACUCCACUGGAUCACGGAUCUCUUGUGGCAGCCAGAGAGAUUGAAAACUAUCCUCUACAGCUCUUUCCAAUGUGGAAGUUCCCUCUAUACCUCUCUGGUGCUUUAUUUAUUUUCUAUUUUAUUUACUUCUCUUUAAGAUCAAUCAUCUACCCCUAUGUUAAUAAAAACACAGACAGAACUUUUGUGUUGGCCCUUUCUGUCUUUAAUCAUAGCUUCUCAGGAAUGGCUGUCACUCUUCUUGCCUUGGUUUAUCUCCCUGGCCUCAUUGCUGCCAUUCUGCAGUUGUACCGAGGCACCAAAUAUAGUCGUAUCCCAAACUGGCUUGACCACUGGAUGCUUUGCAGAAAACAACUUGGACUUAUAGCACUGGCUUUUGCCUUUCUCCAUGUGAUGUACGGACUUGCGUUACCCGGCCGCUAUAGUGGGAAAUGGUAUUUGGCCAACAGAGUGAUUGAACAGAUAAUAUCCAACAAGACCGAUCCUUUUCUCACAUCUAAUGUCUGGAACUUUGAUUCUGCCUUAACCCUGGGCAUACUGGGAUUUUUUUUAUUUAUCUUGUUGGGAAUCACUUCCUUGCCAUCAGUCAGCAACAUGGUCAACUGGAGAGAAUUUCGAUUUGUCCAGUCCAAACUUGGUUACCUGACACUGGUCUUAUGUACAGCACACAUACUUGUGUUUGGUGGACGGAAAUUCGUCAAACCUCCAGAACUCAUAUGGUAUCUUCCUCCAACCUAUGUGAUAAGCCUCAUCAUCCCCUUUGUGGUGCUGGUCCUGAAGUUCAUCCUGGUAAUGCCAUGUUUUGAUCGGUCCCUUAAACAGAUCCAGCAAGGCAAGGAAAGAAACUCCCUCUCUAAGAAGGUCCAGUUAGGAAAUAACAAUACUGAGGUGUGA